Molecule: messenger RNA, 3959 nt
Organism: Columba livia (rock pigeon)
Lineage: Eukaryota; Metazoa; Chordata; Aves; Columbiformes; Columbidae
Gene: BCL2
Product: BCL2 apoptosis regulator
Exons: 2
Coding region: 458-1165 (235 amino acids)
Biological process (GO): negative regulation of intrinsic apoptotic signaling pathway; intrinsic apoptotic signaling pathway in response to DNA damage; extrinsic apoptotic signaling pathway in absence of ligand
Cellular component (GO): mitochondrial outer membrane
Molecular function (GO): protein homodimerization activity; protein heterodimerization activity
Source: RefSeq, a predicted model, not a curated record
CAAGGCUUUUUAGCAAAUCGUGUUGAAUUGCAGUUUUUACAGUGUGCGUUCGUCCGCUCCUUCAUGUCUGUGGUAGUUCAGCACCUAAGGGAAAAUGCACCUGAUUUUGAAUCGGUAUAAUGUUUUCUAAGAUAUAUUUCAACACCGAGGAGGAAAUGGUCCUAAAGUAAAUUUAUAAUAAGUAAUAAAUGUGCACCUGGAAGUAAAGUAUUUACAGCAUUUUAAUCCCUAUUUAUACCGUGCAUCUCAAACUGAGGAGGAAACACUGAGAAGACAAAAGUACCUCCGAGACCCUGAGAACUCCCCCACACCACCAUGAAUGAAACCGUGCCCGAUACAGUAACUGGAUUAUAAUUUUUCGUGUUAUUAAUUUUAUUAUUAUUGGCUGCUUUACUUUUUUGGGUUCAUCCUACUCCUCUUCUUCCUCUCUCCCUGUUGCUGCUUCCUCUUGGGAAUAAUGGCUCACCCGGGGAGAAGAGGCUACGAUAACCGGGAGAUAGUGCUGAAGUACAUCCACUAUAAACUCUCGCAGAGGGGAUACGACUGGGCUGCCGGUGAGGACAGGGCUCCCCUGCCUCCAGGUCUCUCUCCUGCUGCUGCUGCUGCUGCUGGGACUUCCUCUGAUCACACUGGGCUGGUGUCUCCGCACCCCGAGCCCCCCGGCUCGGCUGCUGCUAGCCAUGCGCCCCCGGCCGAGGGGCUGCACCCCGUGCCCCAGGUCGUCCACCUCACCCUGCGCCAGGCAGGGGACGAGUUCUCCCGUCGCUACCAGAGGGACUUUGCCCAAAUGUCUGGCCAGCUGCACCUGACGCCCUUCACGGCCAGGGGCCGCUUCGUGGCGGUGGUGGAGGAGCUCUUCCGAGAUGGGGUUAACUGGGGCAGAAUCGUGGCCUUCUUCGAGUUUGGUGGUGUGAUGUGCGUGGAGAGCGUCAACCGGGAGAUGUCUCCCCUUGUGGACAGCAUCGCUGCCUGGAUGACUGAGUACCUGAACCGGCACCUGCACAACUGGAUCCAGGACAACGGAGGCUGGGAUGCCUUCGUGGAGUUGUAUGGCAACAGUAUGAGGCCUUUGUUCGAUUUCUCCUGGAUCUCUCUGAAGACUAUCCUGAGUCUGGUUCUGGUGGGAGCUUGCAUCACUCUUGGCGCUUAUCUCGGACAUAAGUAGAGUCACUCAGAUUGUCAUGGAUUACAGAAGUCUUUCAAAACAACAAAAUAAUAUUUUUUUUUCUGUAGAACAAUGAUAUUUUAUGAGCAAAUCAACUUCCCAGCUAAAGAUUAAAUCAGCUAUUACUGCCAAAGGAAAUAUCAUUUAUUUUUACAUUGCCGGAAAAUUAUUUAUUAAAAGAUAUUUACAUUUUAACCUGCUAGUUUCAGAAACUCUGCAAGUUGUAUCUGUCAUCACGUCAUGUUGUUAUUCUUAACUUUAAUGAGCCCCAAAGUAUUUUAGGUUCUUUUUUUAAUUAAUACAGCUGGCUGGAUUAUUUUAUCUCUGAAAAGCAAAUAUACUGACAAAGACCUACCUGCUUACACUUACAAGGGCAGUUACUUGAGCUGCUAAAGGCUGCGUAAUUGUGUUGAUUUUCCUUAUAUUUUCUGGAUGGCUGGAAGGGAUCUGAAAGACAAGGUCAGCGUGAACAAAGUUCUCACCCUGUCCUGCUGGCAAGAACUGACAGAGUAAAUGAUUCAACAUGGUACAUACGUGGAGUCAAGAUGGCAACUUCUUGAAGGACACCUGUCUAUCCCUACAGGAGAGCAGUUGGAAAUACGAUUGCCUAUGCCUUGUAAACAUGCGUUUUCAAGUUACCAGUUGUGCCAUCACGUCAUAGUCACAAUAUCCUAAUACAUGUCAACUCAAAUACUAUUUUUUUUUUUAUUUUUUUUUUUAGCAGAGUUGUGAAGUUAAAUCUUUGGGGCUUGCAGGAAAUUGCCAUUACCAUGAUUUUCUCAGCAGUAAAACGUUGUGGUUUUGGGUUUGGUUUUGGUUUUUUUGCGGCUACUGACACAGAAACAUCAGGAGACCUUAAGUGCCUGCUUUGACAGAGCAGAGCUGGAGUCUGAAGACCUGACCUGUGUCCCACUUUAGUGGGCUCAUAUCUGCAACUAAUCCUGUUUACUUACUGAGUUCCUCCAGGGGUUUGAAACCAAUUAGAUGUGGUCUCUAAAUCCCUGAAAGUUGAAAAAGAUCUUAAUUUUAUUUGGCAAGAAGCAGACCUCAGCUGAGUUACAGAUUAGCUCUGACUAUCCUUGUUUAUCAAACUGGACACCAAAAUCAAGUUCAUUUUCAUAACAGGAAAAGAAAGUGAGCUUUAUCCUCCUGCCCCUUGCCCUCAAAAUUGUUUCACGCUAAUAAUUUCCUAAGACUGUCUACAGAAGUAAAGAUGAUGAAGAAACUCCAAAUCCUCUCUCUGGACAGAGACUCUCUGACACCUCCAUCGCGCGGGUGCCUGUUGCUGUUUUGAGCGAAAACAGGGUGGAGGAAAAGGGGUGGGGGCGAAGUCGUCUGCUCAUGUUACAAAAUGCAACUCCAGUAAAAUCAAUGCCGAAUACUCAGUAUACAGUUUUAUAAACAGACCUGUGUUCUGAAACCAGAUGUGUCAAUGCAUUUUAAAGCUGGGCUUUCCGUCCGCUCGGAGGGGGCCAGGAGUCCCGAUGAAGCCGAAGAACCUGAAGUGCGUACCACAGGUUGCUCCGAGGCGUGGAAAUGUCCAGCGUCAAAUGUUUAAGUCAAGCAUAGCUAUUUUUUCUAUGAAACUUUCGAAAUCUGGGCAUCCAGACAUAAAACGAAAAGGUUGCAAAGCUCUGGUUGAAAUAUACCGUACUAUACAUAAGUGCUCUAAGGGUGACAAAAAUACAGUGAAUAAACUGUAGAUUCAACCUCAAGAUUUCAGUUGAAUAACUUUGUGGCAUUAUAUGCAAAAUAUCUCCAUUAACUUGGGAAUGUAAUAUGUUCAAUGUUAAGGCUGUAGUUGAUGUUGUGUCUUCAAAGCUGCUUUUUUGUUUGUUUGUUUGUUUUUAAGAGUUGUACAUCUCAGCAUUUUUACUGCUAUUUAGUUGUGGCACCAACACUUUGUAUGAGCAAAGAUGGGGCGAGCUUACAUUUCAAAUUUGAAAUUACUUUUAAUUUUAUGGAAACAUAGAAAGGAAAUGUUUCUAAAAACACAAAUAAUGUGAUCUAAACUAUGCUUGAUUAAAGAAAAAUGAAAAAUCUCACCAUCAAACAAAAAGCACCUGCCGUGUUUUUAGAGUGCUUCUGUCAGAAGUGGGCAGAUUCACCUGAAAAAUACUCAAAAUGGGAGCAACCGAAUAUUGUGGAUUGAGUGUGGGCUUGCUUUGUUUUCAGCUUCCAAGCUGAAUUUUGUCUGCAGCCAGUUUCAAAACUGGAAUUGGCUGGUAUUGAGCUAAUGUUUCAUUUCACAAUCUAGUCUUCGUUUCAGUUUGUGCCCAUAUGCCCAUUAAAGUUCAUGAACUAUUAGACCUCAAAUUGUUUCAAUAUUGUUUAUUUUAUUAAAGGUUUACAUUGACAAAAGUAGUAAAAAAUUAACUGUCAAUUCCAGUGCUGCUAUACUACCAGGAUAAUUCGAAUGGGUUUUAUUUUUUAAUACCUUCCAAUGGCAAAAGAGUUUUAAAGCUGCUUUAGAAAUAAUAUGAAGAAGACACAUGAUACACAUUUAAAUAAAUACUGAGGAUGUUGUGUUCUGUUGUGUCUACUCACUGGACUUCCCAGUGUAUUAGUUAAUGCCAAGCAAAGAGUUGUGAUGACUGUUGAUGAUUUUAUUUUAUUAAAGAGCUAAUGGAGUUUUCCCAUCCUGACUGCAGAAUAGUACAGUAUUGUGGCUGCAUUAGGUAUAAUGAUAGUUGAUAAUACAUUUAUUAAGAAACAUAUUAGAAACAUUGAAUGUAUAUAAAAGCUUGAACUUCUUUAAUAAAAUCCUCUCACUCCUGCAUUUCUUUUGCAGUAA